Molecule: messenger RNA, 1326 nt
Organism: Jatropha curcas
Lineage: Eukaryota; Viridiplantae; Streptophyta; Magnoliopsida; Malpighiales; Euphorbiaceae
Product: expansin-A6
Biological process (GO): plant-type cell wall organization
Cellular component (GO): extracellular region
Source: RefSeq, a predicted model, not a curated record
AAUUGAUACCCCUGUAGCCUCCUCUUUAAGUACUCUACCUUCCCUCUCCUUAGUCCCUCACAUCUCCAUUAACACAAUCUCUCUCUCUUUCUCUUUUUUCUCUCUCUCUAGAAUUGCAUUUAGUAAAAAUGGCAAUGGUUAGGAUGCUUUCCGUUGCAAGUGUAGUAAUGUCACUAAUGUGGGUGGUUGCUGAAGCUAGAAUCCCUGGUAAUUACAUGGGCGGAGCAUGGCAAACCGCUCAUGCUACCUUCUAUGGCGGUUCUGAUGCUUCAGGCACUAUGGGCGGAGCUUGUGGAUAUGGUAACUUGUAUAGCCAAGGCUAUGGAGUGAACACUGCAGCAUUAAGCACAGCUCUGUUUAACAAUGGACUUAGUUGUGGAGCUUGUUUUGAAAUAAAAUGCGCAAAUGACCCACAAUGGUGUCAUUCAGGCAGCCCUUCUAUUUUUAUUACUGCUACAAAUUUUUGCCCACCUAAUUAUGCUCUUCCUAAUGACAACGGUGGCUGGUGUAACCCUCCUCGCCCCCAUUUUGACCUUGCCAUGCCUAUGUUCCUCAAGAUCGCCGAGUACCGUGCCGGAAUUGUCCCCGUUUCCUACCGCCGGGUGCCAUGCCGCAAGAGCGGCGGUAUCAGGUUUACAAUUAACGGAUUCCGUUACUUCAACUUGGUUUUGAUCUCCAACGUGGCGGGUGCAGGGGAUAUCGUGAAGGUUAGCGUGAAGGGCACAAGGACUGGGUGGAUGAGCAUGAGCCGUAACUGGGGUCAAAAUUGGCAGUCAAAUGCUGUUUUGGUUGGUCAGUCACUUUCGUUCAGAGUCACAGGCAGUGACAGACGCAGUUCCACUUCAUGGAACAUAGUCCCAUCCAACUGGCAGUUUGGUCAAACAUUCAGUGGAAAGAAUUUCAGAGUCUGAUUUUCCAAUUUAACCGAAAGAGAAAGUGAGAAAUUUAUAAAAAGAAUUCAUGUUUCCCGCCAUAAUCUAUUUCCAUUUUUACCCUUUUUGGUUCCCAUCUUUUUUUCUUUUUCUUUAUUUCAUAAGCAUAUUUUGACAUGGGUGUAUGGGUUUUUCCAGUAAUUGCAUAAUUAGAGGACAGAGAGGGACUAAAACAAGAGUGAAAAUGGAGACUUUGUUAUAUUUUUUGACUUUGUGAUCGGUGGGUUUGGUGUGUUAGAGCUGCAACGCUUAGUUUAGUGGUUGAAGCGGCGAAACAAAAAUUGUUAGCCCGCAACCUUUUUUUAUAUAUAUGUUGAUGGGUAUACAUUUGAGAAGUGUAUUGUACUAAUUUAUAGUUGAAUUUGAGAAAUGUUUAUUUGGUUUGUCUUCUAUA